UGGCUGGCGUGGCUCUGGAAAGUGUUAGCUCGCCGAGAACCAGCCCGACGCGGCCGGAGCACGAGACAGUCCGUGAACUUAGUUUAGUAACGGGACCAACACGCAGCCCUUCCAAUUUUUACUGCGAAACUCUCUUUGUGAAUUGAAAUGUUGUAGGCGGUGCGGUUUCCCGGGGGCAAGGGGACCGCGUGUUCAGCCGGAGGCGACUGGAGAGCAGCCAGGCUGCGCGGCAAAGCGCGUGUGCGCAGUCAGGGGUUUGGGGCAGAAGGUGGGCCCCGGGGCAGCGGCCGCUGGGGGAGACCGGGGAGAGCCGCGGGGGGCGCGCACCUGCGGCCUGGGCGCACCACCUGUGGCUCGGAGUGCGGGCGGUCCCUAACGCCCCCCGCUCCCCCGCGCACCUGUGCGUGUGGAAGGGGCCGCAGACUCGGGCUCCCUCGUGCUCCCAGGACCUCCGCCUAGCAUUGCUGAUAGCACGUGCAGGGCACUGCCUAUGAAAUUCUGGUUUCAGCUUUUUUUGAGGACUUCGCCUUUUUCACCUUUUUUGAGUGUUUCAACUUUUUAGCCGAGGGAAACAUACUUAAAUCGACGUAGAACUCCUUAAAAUGCUCAGUCGCAAGUUAAACCAAAAAAAUAAAAUACUUGAAUUUGCUGAAAGGCAGUUAUUCCUGAAAUACUGACUAUGAAACGUCUCAAUUGAUGAUAAUGAAGAUAAUUCAAAUGAUGGGACCCAACCAUCCAAAAGGAGGCGAAUGGGCUCAGGAGAUAGCUCUAGGAGUUGUGAGACUUCAAGUCAAGAUCUUGGCUUUAGCUACUAUCCAGCAGAAAAUUUGAUAGAGUACAAAUGGCCACCUGAUGAAACAGGAGAAUACUAUAUGCUUCAAGAACAAGUCAGUGAAUAUUUGGGUGUGACCUCCUUUAAACGGAAAUAUCCAGAUUUAGAGCGACGAGAUUUGUCCCAUAAGGAGAAACUCUACCUGCGGGAGCUGAAUGUCAUCACAGAGACGCAGUGCACUCUAGGUUUAACAGCAUUGCGCAGUGAUGAAGUGAUUGAUUUAAUGAUAAAAGAAUAUCCGGCCAAACAUGCUGAAUAUUCUGUUAUUUUACAAGAAAAAGAACGUCAACGAAUUACAGAUCAUUAUAAAGAGUAUUCUCAAAUGCAACAACAGAAUACUCAGAAGGUUGAAGCCAGCAAAGUGCCUGAGUACAUUAAGAAAGCUGCCAAAAAAGCAGCUGAAUUUAACAGCAACUUAAACCGGGAACGUAUGGAAGAAAGAAGAGCUUAUUUUGACUUGCAGACACACGUUAUCCAGGUGCCUCAAGGGAAGUACAAAGUGUUACCGACAGAGCGAACCAAGGUCAGUUCUUACCCAGUGGCCCUCAUCCCCGGACAGUUCCAGGAAUAUUACAAAAGGUACUCACCAGAUGAGCUGCGGUAUCUGCCAUUAAACACCGCACUUUAUGAGCCCCCUCUGGAUCCUGAGCUCCCGGCCCUAGACAGCGACGGCGAUUCGGAUGAUGCCGAGGAUGGUCGAGGCGAUGAGAAACGGAAACAUAAAGGCACUUCGGACAGCUCCUCCGGCAACGUGUCUGAAGGGGAAGGCCUUCCCGACAGCCAGGAGGAGCCUCUCCAGGGAAGACAGAGAUCCAAGGACAAAGCUGCUACUCCAAGAAAAGAUGCUUCCAAACGUUCUGUACUGUCCAAGUCAGUCCCUGGGUACAAGCCAAAGGUCAUUCCAAAUGCUCUAUGUGGAAUUUGUCUGAAGGGUAAGGAGUCCAACAAGAAAGGGAAGGCUGAAUCACUUAUACACUGCUCCCAGUGUGAUAACAGUGGCCAUCCUUCUUGCCUGGAUAUGACCAUGGAGCUUGUUUCUAUGAUUAAGACCUACCCAUGGCAGUGUAUGGAAUGUAAAACUUGCAUUAUAUGUGGACAACCCCACCACGAAGAAGAAAUGAUGUUCUGUGAUGUGUGUGACAGAGGUUAUCAUACUUUUUGUGUGGGCCUUGGUGCUAUUCCAUCAGGUCGCUGGAUUUGUGACUGUUGUCAGCGAGCCCCCCCAACACCCAGGAAAGUGGGCAGAAGGGGGAAAAACAGCAAAGAGGGAUAAAAUAUGGAUUUAAAUGAAAUAUUUGGUGCCAACUUACUUACAUUCUCAAUUUUAUGCCAAUAAAAGAUUUCUGAAAUUAA
Zalophus californianus (California sea lion) is the source of this 2185-nucleotide messenger RNA. It is a transcript of the gene PHF10, whose product is annotated as PHD finger protein 10. The transcript is spliced from 12 exons. Lineage: Eukaryota; Metazoa; Chordata; Mammalia; Carnivora; Otariidae. Gene Ontology annotation, cellular component: npBAF complex. The coding region runs from base 750 to 2105 and encodes 451 amino acids. The record is from RefSeq and is a predicted model, not a curated record.